Molecule: messenger RNA, 1069 nt
Organism: Mizuhopecten yessoensis (Yesso scallop)
Lineage: Eukaryota; Metazoa; Mollusca; Bivalvia; Pectinida; Pectinidae
Product: SET domain-containing protein 4-like
Exons: 5
Coding region: 281-1069 (262 amino acids)
Biological process (GO): peptidyl-lysine dimethylation; peptidyl-lysine trimethylation; positive regulation of transcription by RNA polymerase II
Molecular function (GO): histone H3K4 methyltransferase activity; histone H3K36 methyltransferase activity; transcription coactivator activity
Source: RefSeq, a predicted model, not a curated record
AUUGAUGUCAACAUGUCAACAUGAACCUAUGAAGUGUUAUAGCUACUCCUAGAUUUGUACAUUUGAUGGUAUGACUACAUGGCUAGUAAUCAAAGCAAAGCCAGUCGUACAUUACGAAUACGGAGAAGAAAGGAGAAAUCAUCACCGAUCCCAUAUAUCAACCAAGAAUAUAUUGCAUUGUGCCAGUGGAUGAAAAGAAACCAAUUUGUCCCAAAGCAUCCUUUCUUGAGCUCGGCCGUUUUUCAGAGUGAACUUCUAUUUUAAUACUGGUAGAGGUUUGAUGACCCACCAGCCCAUCACUCCAGGCAGCAUCAUUGUAUCUAUCCCACAUCAUCUCCUCAUCACUCCACACACUGUGUUAACAAGUCUCAGAGGUCAUAUUAGGAAAUGGGACAAACGGUUAUCUUCUCAACAAGCUAUGUCAAUUUUUCUAUUAGCUGAAAAAGCAAAACAUGAAUCAUCAUUCUGGUAUCCUUACAUCAACAUAUUACCUAAGAAGUACACUACACCUUCCUUUUUCUCCGAGACUGAACUGAAUCUCCUACCCAAAACUGUAAGGUCACGAGCCUCAACAGAGAUCUCAAAAGUACACACAGCAUUUAAGUUGGUUACAGACUUUAUCAGGUCCUGCUGGCCUGAGUUAGCACCAGUUAUAACACUUCCAGAUUUUUUGUGGGCUUGGUAUUCUGUCAACACUAGAUCUGUGUACUAUAAACACAACUUGUGUGAAGAAUUCCUGGCUGACGGGAACCACCUAGCCCUGGCACCAUUCCUGGACCUGCUUAACCAUUCAUAUGAUGCUAAUAUAACUGCAGCUUUCAAUGUAAACAGUAAUUGCUAUGAGAUCCAGACUGAGAACACAUACAGGAAGUACGAUCAGGUGUUUAUAUCCUACGGUAACCAUGACAACGCUCACUUGUUAGUAGAGUAUGGGUUUGUUCUACCCAACAACCCUAAUGACGCUGUGGAAUUCAGUUUUGAUUCAUUAUUAGAUAUUGCCUUAAGGAUGGAGCAUACACACCUUAAAGAGAAAAGGGAUGUUUUACAGAAUGGUUGCUUUGACAAGUAA